AUGGCAAGCGACAGCGACGUAGACGAGGACGAGCUCCUCCAGAUGGCUCUAAAGGAGCAAGCCCAGCGCGAUGUGAAUUACAAAAAGCCACCCUCCAGCAACUCCCGCACUGCCCCCGUCGCCAAUUACGUUCAGCAGCCGCAGCCUCCUCCGCCCCAGCAGCCACGAAAAGCCGCGGCUUCUCCGAGCCCCAAAAACAACACCACUACCAGAAGCAACGCCAACAACCCGAAGCGGCGGGUGGUGGACGACGACGAGGAGUCCGAUGUGGACAUGCUCAGCAUCUCCAGCGGCGAUGAAGACUCCACCGCCAGGGAUCAGCAGCGUGUCCGCUUCCGAGGCGGCGGUGCUGCUUCUGCUGCUACCGCCAGAGCUGGAGCCCGGGACGACGAUGACCCUUGGGACGGUGGUGAGCCUGGCUGCUGGAAGCACGUCGACGAGGCUGAGCUUGCUCGUAGGGUUCGUGAAAUGCGAGAGACGAGAACAGCACCGGUGGCCCAAAAGGUUGAGCGCAAAGUGUCGUCGGCAGGCUUGGCACGAAAGGGGCUUAACAAUUUACAGUCCUUCCCUCGGGGCAUGGAAUGUAUUGAUCCCCUAGGCUUGGGGAUCAUAGACAACAAAACCUUAAGAUUGAUAACUGAAUCCUCAGACUAUUCGCCAUCCAAGGACGACAAAUUGGAUAAUAACCUUCGGGAGAAGUUGUUAUAUUUCUCUGAGAAAUUUGAUGCCAAGCUCUUUAUAUCGCGGAUUCACCAAGACACUGCUGCAGCAGAGUUGGAGGCUGGUGCUUUGGCUCUAAAAAGUGAUCUUAAAGGACGAACUCUGCAGAGAAAACAAUUGGUCAAAGACAAUUUUGACUGCUUUGUCUCUUGCAAAACAACAAUUGAUGAUAUUGAGUCAAAGUUGAAACGGAUUGAAGAAGACCCUGAAGGUUCAGGCACUUCUCAUUUGUUUAAUUGUAUGCAAGGAGUGAGUUCAUUGGCUAAUCGCGCAUUCCAGCCUCUAUUUGAGAGACAGGCUCAAGCUGAGAAGAUCAGGUCCGUCCAAGGCAUGCUACAGAGGUUCCGGACGUUGUUCAACUUGCCCAGUACAAUUCGUGGUAGCAUAAGCAAGGGAGAAUAUGACUUGGCAGUUAGGGAGUACAAGAAGGCCAAGUCGAUUGCUCUGCCCUCUCAUGUGGGCAUACUGAAACGUGUUCUCGAAGAGGUUGAGAAAGUGAUGCAUGAGUUUAAAGGCAUGCUUUACAAGUCUAUGGAAGAUCCACAAAUAGAUUUAACAAAUGUUGAAAACACAGUGAGGCUGUUAUUGGAGCUGGAGCCUGAGUCAGAUCCGGUUUGGCACUAUUUAAAUAUACAGAAUAACAGAAUUCGAGGUUUGCUUGAGAAAUGCACAUUAGAUCAUGAAACUAGGAUGGAGACUUUACAUAAUGAGUUACGUGAAAGGGCUGUGUCUGAUGCACGAUGGAGGCAGAUUCAAGGAGAUAUAAAUCAAUCUUCAGAUGUCAACUAUUCUCUUACUCUUGGCGACAACCACCUUCCAGUAGAUUCUCUUCCAGUAGACUUGACAGGUGAAGAAGUUGAUGCUCUUAGAGGGAGGUAUAUUCGCAGAUUAACUGCUGUACUGAUUUAUCACAUACCAGCUUUCUGGAAAGUAGCACUUUCUGUUUUCAGUGGGAAAUUCGCAAAGUCGUCCCAAGUUUCUACUGAAUCAAAUGCUAGCACUCCAGCAAAUAAAACGGAUGAAAAAGUUGGAGAUGGGAAGUACUCAACUCAUUCUCUAGAUGAAGUUGCUGGAAUGAUACAAAAUACAUUAACUGCAUAUGCAGAUAAGGUUCGUAAUACAUUUCAUGAUCUUGAGGAAUCAAAUAUUCUGCAACCAUAUAUGAGCGAUGCCAUAACAGAAAUAUCUAAAGCAUGCGAAGCUUUUCAAGCGAAGGAAUCAGCUCCUUCGAUUGCUGUAACUGCAAUUCGAACACUUCAGUCGGAGAUUACAAAGAUUUACAUCCUAAGGCUUUGCUCAUGGAUGCGGGCAUCAACUGCUGAUAUCUCAAAAGAUGAGACAUGGGUUCCAGUAUCAGUUCUUGAAAGGAAUAAAUCUCCCUACACAAUCUCUUUCUUGCCUUUAGCAUUCCGCAAUGUUAUGACGUCAGCAAUGGAUCAGAUCAAGUUGAUGAUUCAGUCUUUAAGAAGUGAGGCAACGAGGUCAGAGGAAGUGUUUAAGCAACUCCAAGAAAUUCAAGACUCUGUCAGACUUGCAUUUUUGAACUGUAUUCUUGAUUUUGCAGGUCAUCUAGAGCGUAUUGGAAGUGAGCUUGCCCAAAACAAAUCAAUCAAAGGAAGUUCACUUGUACAAAAUGGUUAUUCUCCUAACCUAGAAGAAAAGCUAAUGUCUGAUCUCCCAGGAAGUGUUGGUCCACAUCAACAGUUGUUGAUAGUGUUGAGUAAUGUUGGCUAUUGCAAAGAAGAACUUUCUUAUGAGUUGUAUAACAAUUACAAGCAUAUCUGGCUACAGUCUAGGGAAAGAGAGGAAGAUGAUAGUGAUAUACAAGACUUGGUGAUGUCUUUUUCUGUGCUUGAAGAGAAGGUCCUGGAGCAAUAUACUUUUGCUAAGGGUGUGCGUGAUGCUGCUGUGGAGUUACUGCACACUUUGGUAGCUGUGCAUGCAGAGGUAUUUUCUGGUGCUAAGCCCCUGUUGGACAAGACACUUGGCAUUCUUGUGGAAGGUCUAAUUGAUACUUUUAUCAGCUUGUUUCAUGAAAAUCAAGCGAAAGAGUUUAGAUCACUUGAUGCAAAUGGUUUCUGUCAGCUAAUGCUUGAGCUUGAGUACUUCGAGACUAUAUUGAAUCCAUAUUUUACAUCGGCUGCAAGGGAGUCUCUGAAGUCGUUACAAGGGAUACUUCUGGAUAAAGCCACUGAGAGUGUGACAGAAAAUGUGGAGAAUCCAGGGCAUAACCGACGAGCAACACGUGGAAGUGAAGAUGCGGUUGCAGAUGAUAGACAGCAGGGGACAAGUGUGUCACCAGAUGACCUGAUUGCCCUUGCUCAGCAGUAUAGCUCUGAGUUACUUCAAGCAGAGCUUGAGAGGACUCAAAUCAACACAGCAUGUUUUGUGGAGUCAAUUCCGUUGGACUCAGUACCUGAAUCAGCUAAGCGCGCUUAUGCUUCCUUUAGGGGCUCACUAGAUUCACCCAGCAGAAACUACAAAGGCAACACAGGAUCCCCAAGCUACUCCCGGAAUAGGCGUCGAUGA
Molecule: messenger RNA, 3249 nt
Organism: Prunus armeniaca (apricot)
Lineage: Eukaryota; Viridiplantae; Streptophyta; Magnoliopsida; Rosales; Rosaceae
Source: the annotation of a GenBank genome assembly